This is a messenger RNA of Hymenoscyphus albidus, 1539 nucleotides long. The record is from the annotation of a GenBank genome assembly. Lineage: Eukaryota; Fungi; Ascomycota; Leotiomycetes; Helotiales; Helotiaceae.
AUGAUCAUGGUUCGACGGCGACCUCUCUUGCUUGCUGUUUUUCUUACCGUCCUUUUUGGAAUCCUCUUUACAGGCCGUUAUGGAGUGAAGGAGGGAUCGCAACUCAAGCCGCAUAUAGAAAAGGUCGAACACUUCCUACGACCUGCCGGUCCCAAGGCACCAUGUGAAGAACACCUUGGCUGGCUCGAACCAUACUCCUUCUCCUACCCAAUAAACUACGUCUCGCGCGACAUCAUUGCCGUUCCAGAUCCAGAGAGCCAACGUCCACCCCUGACCGUCAUCAACGAGCCACUUCUUGCAGAUUUCAGUACCGUCGAUUUAUCCCAAUCGCAGACACUCAGGAAUUCAAAAUGCCUCCCUCCACUCUCGCUCAAGGUCUCUCGAGUCGCUGUGCCGCCGCAAGAUGCUUCGAAUAUGAUUUUUGGAAUGCAAACUACCAUGGGUCGUCUCAAGAGUACAGUCAAGCAUCUUGCUCGAUGGCUUCCGAAUACAAAUGCAAGGCUAUUUGCAAUUGUCAUUGAAAACGAGGAGACGCCGGCAGACGACGCAGCGAUGAAAGCUUUGGAAAAGGAGUUUUUGGACCAGGGCAUGAAUGUCACAGUCAUGCAUCCUGUGAGUCCUACGGACAACUUCCCUCAGCGAUACUUCUCGUUGGUGAGUGUCAUGUAUAAAGCCAGGACUGAAAAGACGGACUGGGUGGUGUGCAUAGACGAUGAUACAUUCUUCCCAAGUAUGCACGACCUGGCGGCAAUGCUCAAAGACCACGACCCCAAAAAACAGCAAUAUAUUGGAUCGCUAAGCGAGGACUGGUGGGCAGUGAACCACUAUGGACUGAUGGGCUUUGGUGGUGCCGGAAUUUUACUCUCAACACCUCUUGCGAAGGUGGUGGACGAAUUUACUCCAUGGUGCAAAUCACAUCUGAGGACCAGCGCAGGAGAUAUCAGUGUGAUGGACUGUGUAUACGAUCAUUCAACCACGAAACUCACACAUAUUGCAGGGUUACAUCAGGUGGAUAUGCAUGGGGAUCUCUCGGGGUUUUAUGAGUCGGGGAGAGAAAUGCUUUCGCUACAUCAUUGGAAAGAAGGAAGUGCUGCAGGAUAUAAGCUCGAGAUGGAGAAGAUGCAUCUGGUCGCAAACAUCUGCGACAACUGCUUCUUGCAGCGAUGGCAGUUUAAAAACGAAUUUAUACUAAGCAACGGCUUCUCGAUAGCACAAUACCCACAAGGCCAGAUUUCUGGAAAGAAACCAGGAGGUGUUUUGGGUACUGGUGUAGGCGGGUCGGUGGACAAAAUUGAUCUCCAAGCAAUGGAACAUACUUGGGGAGAUGAUAUCAAUGUUCUUCACUCGCUUCAUCCCGUCCGAGAUAAACUUCCAGACGAUGUCAAAAUCGGAUACAAGUUAUUGGAUAGUAUGUUAGUCGAUAGUGACGCAGAAGGUCAGAAGGUGAAAGAUGUUGUGAGACAGGUAUAUUUCAAGGAAGGUGGUGAAGGUGUCAAAGAUACCGUUAUGGUAUUGAAUUGGCAUGCUGGGUCUGCUUAA